AUGUCGAACAUUGCUGUUCGAUUAUCAAAUGCUGAAACGAACUGCGAAUUGUUAGAGAUUGUGAAAGACAUAGAAGCUCACACUCGUGAUUCUCCUGAGAGAUCUGUUAGUUAUGCACAUUGCUUGGGCGGACUAUUUUCUAAUUCCUCCUCUUUAGUUCGAAAAGGUUCUUUGAAUUCAGCUGUCAUUGUAAUCGCAACGACUCCAGGGAGUUGGGAAGAUCUCAUUGCUGCCUAUAGGUAUGCGAUCUUGUCUCCUGAUCGUGAAGUUUCACAACAUGCUAUUACGUUUUUACCCCAGUUCGUUGCGGCUUCGUUAGAAAACGCUGAUAGCUUGAUAAAAGCUGCAUUAGAGGCAGUUACACGUCAUCCUGCGUCAAGUAGCAUUCACAUUCAUGUUUCUCAAGCUAUGGAAGUUGUUAAAAAUAUUGGAUUUUUUAAGUUGUCAUCAAGAUAG
Molecule: messenger RNA, 456 nt
Organism: Auanema sp. JU1783
Lineage: Eukaryota; Metazoa; Nematoda; Chromadorea; Rhabditida; Rhabditidae
Source: the annotation of a GenBank genome assembly